AUGUCCAAUCCACUCCAACUCCCACCCAUUCCCGUCCUUCUGGGCGAUUCCAAUCUGAAAACAUGGAAUCGAUCUCUCAAAGAUUCAGCCCAAGCUUCUGGACUAUGGAAGUACUUCACACAGGUCAUCACUCCAGAUCAGGAAGAUCCUGCCUCUCUUUCAAUCAACCGAGCAAAGGCACGAGCCCUGAUGGGUGCAAGCCUAGUCAAGGUCGAAGACGAACUCGUCGCUGCUGGAUGGGAUAUCAACAACGAAGAAGACCCAAAAGCAAUUUACGACCUGGUCAUCAAAACCAUUCCCCGACAAUCAGAAAACAACCUACCUGAGCUGUUCUACGAGCUCAUAUCUGCCAAAAUCGAGACUGGCACUCCUCUUGCACAAUGGAACACCCGCUUCCAUCUAACUCUCGGCAGAGUUAAGGCACUCGGUAUCGACCUGGGCGAUAAAGGCGCCAUUCUUCUAACGCUGAAAGCGGUCAAAGAUCGAUAUCCUCAAUGGCACGCAUUCCUCGAGCGCGACAACAACAAAGGCAUUCUGACGUGGAAGGACCUACAGACAGAGGUUACCAGGAAAUGUCACGAAGAAUCCAACAGCAAGGAUCUAGCAUUCGCCUCCCACGCCAGAAACCCUCCUCACAACCGUUCACAGCAAGCUCAACAGCAAAAGGGUUCAGAUACGGCAAAUCAGCCAAAAAGAACUUACUGCCAAACUUGUCAAUACUCUCACAAGCCAGACCUGCCUUUCCACCAAGCCUGCGGCAGGCACCAUACUGGUGGUGACGACUCUUGCUACUUACUCCAUCCAGAACUGAAGCCGAAAUGGGAGAAAGCUGGCGGCAAACAGACCACACCUCCCGGCGAAGGACACGCUUCCAAGGCCAGCCUGAACGUGGGAAGCAGUCUUGUCAACUAUACAAACCAUCAAGUCUCUUGGAUGGCAGUUAGUUCAUCACUUCACAAAGACACCAUUGCUGUCGAUUCCUGCUGCAAUGGCACAAUGUUCAAUGACAAGAAGUGGUUUCAUCAAUACCGCGACCUCGACGAACCCAUACUUUUUGGCGCUUCUGAUGGCAACUCUGCUGAAGCUGUCGGCAUCGGAGCCAUCCAGUUCCAGGCCAAACGAUCCGACGGUGGGAUCACCAAUUUCAUCCUAGACAACGUCGUUUUCUGUCCCACAGCACCUUGCAACCUUCUUAGCGAGCACCAUCUUGCCACGGUUGAUAUUCUCCGUGGAUCUUGGGGCGAACCUCUUCGAAUGAGACAAAACCGCCAGGAAGCGGCUCGAUUGACAUAUACCACGGGUAUCCCUGUCCUAGACAUCGUCAACGUCCCAGAGGAUGCUAAACCGGUCUCACUUGUUGCUAUCAAUCUGGGAGUAAUACAUAGACGCUUUAUGCAUGCUAACUUUGAGAGGGUUAGAAUUGCCUGCGAGAAGGAAGGUCUGAAGCUGAAGAUGCCAGAAGAUACCCACUGUCCUGCUUGCAUGACUGGGAAAAGCUGCCAGCAGGUUCGACGAAUCCCGGCAACACCAGCAACUUGCCCACUUCAAGUCCUCUACAUGGACACGCUCUAUCAUCAACCCACUGGCCUCACGGGUUAUCUUUACUCUGUUCACUUUACAGACAGCUAUAGCAGCUAUCGAUGGAUCUUGUUCGCUCGUUCGAAAGACGAGAUCUGCGCUAAGAUCAUCACCUUCCUUAAGACUCUUCAAGUCCAGACCAAGCUGACACUUCAGAUCCUGUUUUCAGAUAACGGACGCGAGUUCCUUGGCAACGAUGGACAACUCAAGUCUUACUUAGCUGGGAACGGCACCAAAUAUGAACGAACCGUACCUGGUACACCGGCGCAGCACGGAAGAGCCGAGAAGACUGGAGAUAUCAUAAUGACGCCAGCACGAUGUGCAAUCCUUGCAUCAAAGCUCCCGGAAUCCCUUUGGCCAUGGGCGGAGGAAUGUUCGACUGAGUUGGCAAACUUAUUGCCGACGAGAGCCAAUCCUGGCAGCGAAUCGCCUCAUCAACGGCUCUGUACCUAUCUACAACUGAAUGACGAAGCUUCUGCCCAACAUCUACUUCAUCUCCGAACCUGGGGAUCACUAGCAUACGUUCAUAUCAACAAAAAAAAACGUCAACAAUCAGCCAAAGUCCGAGCCAGAGCUCGUAAAGGCUACCUGGUCGGCUACCGUGAUCGCCGAGCCAAGAUAUACAAGAUCUAG
Anthostomella pinea is the source of this 2211-nucleotide messenger RNA. NCBI's taxonomy places the organism in Eukaryota, Fungi, Ascomycota, Sordariomycetes, Xylariales, Xylariaceae. The record is from the annotation of a GenBank genome assembly.